Molecule: messenger RNA, 1392 nt
Organism: Lottia gigantea (owl limpet)
Lineage: Eukaryota; Metazoa; Mollusca; Gastropoda; Lottiidae
Exons: 2
Coding region: 1-1392 (463 amino acids)
Source: RefSeq, a predicted model, not a curated record
AUGGCGCCACAGUACAUGAAAACAAAAUGGCGCGAGCGAAGUGAUCACUCUCGUCUAUCUAUACUCUCUGAAAUGAAACUUUUUAAGAAAUUGCAGAAGCGAAUUCAGGGUAUUCGACUAUUUCGUCUUCGAAAAUCGAGAAAAAUUUGUAUUUUAGUAGAACGGAAGGAACAAUUAACCAUGUCCAUGGAAGAAUCAAAUCCAAAACAAAGGCAACGUCAACCAGCACUUUCUGAACUUAAACUUCAAUCAAUGUUGAAAACACCCUGUGAAAAUGCAGCCAACAACAUAAUUUAUCUGUGGAAGUGUGCUCAAAAAGAAAAUCAGGUCCGAAUUCUUAAAUUCAGACGUAAUUUUUCUCUGGAUCGAAGAUGCUUAAAACCACCAAGUGUCAGCCGCAAACCGAGAAAGUCUUCAAGCGGAACUCGACAGCGAUCUCGAACUAACAGCAGAAACAACAAAUUGCGCUGCAGGUCUGAACUUGAAAAGAUAGAAGAGGUUUUACAAGAAGAAAGUAAUUUGAACCACAGUGCAAAGGAGUCCGAAUCUGAUUCUUCCCAGUUGAUCCCAAGAUCUAAAAGUGACGAGAAAUGUGAUAGAUUGGAGAUUGAAACCUCAAUUUUCGAUUCUCAGAAGAAGGAGAUAUUUCUCAAGUUCAUUCCAGUCGACAAAAAUUAUCAAUUGAUACGCAAGAAAAUUGGGAAUGAUAGAAUAGGGUCGAGUUGGAUUGAGAUACAGGCAUGGUGCACUAAAUAUCAAUCUAAACAUCAGAAAAUAAAUCAAAUUCGGCCAACAAUUCGUAAAAGUCAAACACUUCUCAUGACCAAGGACAGAAAGCCCAAGUUCACUAUUUAUGGUGACAUUUUGGAAUUCGGCAAUCAAAAGCUGUGUGAAGAAACAUCAGUUCGUGAUGAAGAAAUUUUGGAUCAUCCACGGUUCGGUUUUCAUUCAAAUCAAGAGUAUUUAAGUAGCAUUGAAACCAGUGCAGAAUCCAGGGGCAAUAGAAUUCAGUUCAGCAUAGCACCAGAGGUUUUGUCUUCAUCCAUUCAACUGUGUCACCAGAAAACAGAAAUGAUGCUAUCGUGUUUAAGGACUUAUUUUAAGGAUUUCGCCGAUAUCGAAGUCAUGUGGGUUGAUUCACUUCGUAAGCAUGUACCCAACAAAUCUUUCAAGAGUUGCUUCCCUUCAAGCGUGGCUGAGGUUCUCAAAUCACAGACGGCAAAGGCUCGAGCUGUUUUGUAUGUUACUAAGGACGUGUCGAUAUUAUUACGUCAUCCUGAUACUUGUUUCCUGUCAACUCUUGCGUUAACUGCCGGAAUAAGUCGAGAUCAACUAGUCAUUCUACCAUUUGAUAUGAAACCUCGAUAUUUCUCGGUUGUAAAGCGACGGUAA